UGCCAUUCAGAAGUCACCGCGGAUCCCGGCGACACAUCUCGCGUAGGACAGUCAAAGCUCGCUGGCUCCCGGUUCAAAAGUUCAAUUGAGUUGCACGCGAUUUGCUGCGAAACAAUUCCAAGACGUAAUACGCGUCGGCCUCUCGUUUCCUUCGACCAAGUUGUUGACGCGAAUGCUCACGCAUAUUUCCGUUAUUGAAAUUCGCACUUUACUGUCGCUGAUUUGAAAGUGCGGGAAAAGCUCAAGAUUCCGUGUAAAAGUUCAAUUGAAUCUCUGCAAAAAAAAAUUUUGCCUCCGCAAAAAAGCCUUCUCAUUGACGCAAGUGCUCACGCACGUUGCGGCUGGAGAAGCUCGCAUUUUACCGUUGCUAUUUGAAAAUUCGAAAAACUCGCAACCCAUCGCAAAAAGUUCACGGUUUCCCCACGAGUUAUUUUCUCUGCGGUGUAGUUUGGGUAAAGCCCUUGUCAGUGCGGUUACCAAAGCUGCAGGUUCGGGAAUUCAAAAUUAUUUUAAAAAAUUGAUUACAGAAACUUAAACUGUGCGUGUAACGUUUACACUCGCCGGUAUUUUUUUCACUAUCUUCCGCAAUUUCCUAAACUACUGGGCUCAAAAAGAGAGGAGUCUCUAAGUGCGAAUCUAACAUCCCUCAGUUAUUACUUCCUUUUCGCGAUAUGAUGCGGGUUCGGCAUAGCGGUACCAGCUUAAAUUGCAGCGCUGAAGACACUUAAUCAUCGUCUUCCCAUCACCGAAGACUCUCAACUUUUAAAAGUUCAAAGCUUGGACAAAAAUACACUCAUUAGUUGCCACAAUACUGUCCGCACGUCCACUGUCAUAAUUCUGAUUUGUCAACUUAAAGUUCAGGAGGGGCUUCCAGCAUUAUUGUAAGAUUCAAGAAUCGAACCCUCGAAUUCGGAAAGUUCAAAGCUCGGACAAAAACACUUUUUGACUGUCACACUUCUCCUUAGCCAUCGGAUUUUUUUUAUGGCAUUUUAAAACACAAACGUUUACUCGCCGUCAUAAUUUUGGCCGUUAGCUCGAGGCUCGUCGUAAAAAACACUCUUGUUUUCGACCGCGAUCUACGCCGCACCGGCGCGGGGCGUUAAGGCAGUAGCGCUGCGUGUUUACAAUGUAACGUCCGCGGGUCGAGCGUUAUAGUCGAUCAGCGUCGAGCGAUUGCACUGCAUCCAGUUAUUUCUCGGCUCAAUUAAAACAUUAAGCUUGCACCGCGCGUUAAGUGGCGCGAUCGCUCCCUCUCGAGCCGGCGAUAUUUACGUGUGCCCGGUAGAAAUAUUCCAAUAACACCAUUCAUAUUUCAAGUGUUUACCGUCCUCCAUCCAGACGAGUGCUCCGUCCCCAUAAAACACACACGCCCGCCGGGAAACCCAUGAGUCAAACUUCGAAUCAUUCCCAGAUUGGAUCGAUCUUUUUUCGCUGAGAUUUAGUCGCCGACGGCCGAGGUCCGAGAUAGCACUUGUAUGAACUUGAUGUCGUGUCUUCUCCUAGUGCGGGAGUUUCGUGCUGAAACCGCUGAAAUGGUCGUCGAGUGUGAAAACGUGUCCGAAGAAUCGCUGGAAGAGCCAAGUGUCUUAAUCUUUUUCAUCUCCAAAGCGCACGCUUGAAGGUGUUUUUUAAACUCUCGUCACCUCGUGAACUUUAAUUAAUUAGCGUCUUUAAAGUUUAUUUAUUUUAAUUUCAAGUAUUUAAGUUGUCUUCGCUUCUCAUUUGUUUGAAAACUCAUCGUGAUAGAUCUGAUUUUCAAGAUGAUUGCGACUCUCAAGCUUAUCAAAGAGAAAAUUUUCAACAAAACUUUGCUGGCUGUGAUAAUAGUUAAUUCAAUCAAUAUUGCUACGGGUAUGGGUCAAGGUUUUUCCGCAAUUCUGCUACCUCAACUUGAAAAUAGCAAAGAGUUCUUUAUCUCUCAAGAGGAAAAAUCAUGGCUCGCCAGUCUCGGAGUCAUCCUGAAUCCCGUGGGCGCCAUGGCUGCCGGUGUCAUCAUGCAGUUUGCAGGAAGGAAGUACACUUUGAUCGGCGCCUGUAUUCCAUUUUUCUUCGGGUGGUUGAUCAUAGCAAUGAGCACAUCCCUCGCAAUGCUCUACGUGGGCCGGCUUUUAUCUGGCUUGGGAAUGGGUAUGGCGAGCGCGGCCUACGUCUACAUCUCUGAGAUCAGCACGACCCACGAGCGGGGGCUCUACUCCUCGUUCGGGCCGACCGGGACCUCCUUCGGGGUGCUCACCGUCUACUUCCUGGGCUACGUCGCCGACUGGAAGACGGUGGCGUGGAUCUGCGCCGCCACUUGCGCCCUCAACGCCCUCUCCAUCUGCUUCAUGCCCGAGACGCCCUCCUGGCUCGUCUCCCGGCAGCGCCUCCCGGACGCCCUCCGCUCCCUCGUCUGGCUCCGGAGGAACGAACUCGUCGCCAAGAAGGAACUCAACGACAUCGUCAGCCACGCCGUCCUCGAGUCCCAGGUCACAAGGAAGCAGAGGACCAUCCUCAGUAUCCUCCGCAAGGCCACCGUCUGGAAGCCGACUGUUAUCCUGGUGGCGUUCUUUAUCCUCCAGCAGGGCUCCGGGAUCUACAUCAUGCUCUUCUACUCCGUGACUGUCUUCCAGGAGAUCCAGUCUGUUCUCAACCCCUUUGUCGAUUCGAUCAUCGUGUCCGUUGUCCGGCUCUUAACGUGUAUCAUCGGAUCCGCGUUCAUCCAGGUGAUCAGCCGGAAGCGAUUGGUGAUCCUCUCCAGUUUCGGGAUGUUCUUCUCGAUGCUGAGUCUGUUCGCCUACGGGAACAUCGCGAGUGACGACGCGACAGCUCGGCUGGUCCCGUGGUUCCCGGAGAUGUGCCUGCUCAUCAACAUCAGCUUCAGCAUGUUCGGGACCCUCCAACUCCCCUGGAUCAUGAUCGGCGAGCUCUACCCGCUCGCCUACCGCGGCAUCAUGGGCGGCCUCAUCUCAUCCGUCGGCUACGCUCUCAUCUUCCUCCACGUCAAGAUCUUCCCGGCCAUAAGCACCGUCAUGAACAUCUAUAGCAUAUUUUUGGUCUAUGGCCUUUUCUCGCUGGUCGCCAUCGUGUUCGGGAAGGUCUAUCUCCCCGAGACCAAGGAUAAAGAGCUCCAUGAGAUCGAGGAGAUUUUCAAGAAGAAGAAGGGUGAGGUUCAGAAAGUUGAUGAGAAGCCCAAUCAAACUCCAAUUUUUAUCUGUAAUCCCAAGCUGCCGUUCGUGCCUAUGCAGGAGCAAGUUGUGUUGAGCGCACCACAAGUGUGAUUGAUUUUAAGGUGUUUUUUUAUGAAACCGAUGGUUUGUUCUGCCUUGCUGAGUAAGAACGCCGUAUGAGCCAUCAGGUGUUGCCAAA
Messenger RNA from Bemisia tabaci, 3345 nucleotides. Its product is annotated as facilitated trehalose transporter Tret1. Gene Ontology annotation, molecular function: transmembrane transporter activity. NCBI's taxonomy places the organism in Eukaryota, Metazoa, Arthropoda, Insecta, Hemiptera, Aleyrodidae. Gene Ontology annotation, cellular component: membrane. The record is from RefSeq and is a predicted model, not a curated record. Gene Ontology annotation, biological process: transmembrane transport.